Molecule: messenger RNA, 7551 nt
Organism: Carlito syrichta (Philippine tarsier)
Lineage: Eukaryota; Metazoa; Chordata; Mammalia; Primates; Tarsiidae
Gene: URB1
Product: URB1 ribosome biogenesis 1 homolog (S. cerevisiae)
Exons: 39
Coding region: 103-6930 (2275 amino acids)
Biological process (GO): maturation of LSU-rRNA from tricistronic rRNA transcript (SSU-rRNA, 5.8S rRNA, LSU-rRNA); maturation of 5.8S rRNA from tricistronic rRNA transcript (SSU-rRNA, 5.8S rRNA, LSU-rRNA)
Cellular component (GO): nucleolus
Source: RefSeq, a predicted model, not a curated record
UUCCGGCCCACGUGCGGCCGAGGGCGCGUGGCGGGUCUCUGGUCACCUCUUACCAGGUCCCGGUAGGUGUACCGUUUCCGUCGCGCCACCGCCUUCUCGGCCAUGGGGGUCUCCAAGAGGAAGGCCCCGAGCGGCCAGGGUGACGUGGCUUCCUCCGCGGGUGCAGCCAAGCGGGCCCGCAGAGAAGAGCUCACGGGCGUGCUGUUCAAGGCCCAGCUGAGGGAACCUCAAGGCCUCGGGCCAGCCUUGGAAGCGUUUGUCUCUGCUGCCAAGAAGUUACCACGAGAAAACAUGUAUGAUGUUGUGGAAGGAUAUAUCAAGAUUUCUGUUGAGUGUGCAGAAAUUUUCCAGCUCCUGAGUGGAGAGAAGCGACCUGAAAGUGAAAUGAUAUUAAUAUUUCAAGUUUUUGAGGCCAUAUUAUUGCGGACAGCAAGUGAUCUUUCACAUUUUCGUGUUGUGGGAACCAACAUUGUGAAAAAACUGAUGAACAACCACAUGAGGCUCAUCUGUGAGUCCCUAUACGCCUCGGGUUACAGGUUGGCUCGGGCCUGUCUGAAUCUGAUGGCUGCUUUGGUGACCCAGGGUCCUGAAGCCGCCAGGGACGUCUGCAGCCAUUUUGAUUUAAAUAAAAAGACCUUGUACACCCUGGUGACCAAGAGAGAUACGAAGGGAGUGCACGACGUCCGCCUGGCCUACAUUCAGUUUGCCCUUUCCUUUUUAAUUGCUGGUGAUGACAGCACGAUAGUACAAGUGUUGGAACUGAAAGAAUUUAUUCCUUGCAUUUUUAGCUCAGGCAUAAAGGAAGAUAGGAUUUCUACCAUCAAUAUUUUGUUAUCUACACUGAAAACAAAGGUAGUUCACAAUAAAAAUAUUACAAAGACCCAGAAGGUGCAUUUCUUUACGGGGCAGUUACUGAACCACAUAGCAUCCCUCUACAGCUGGAAUGGGAUUACUGAUGUGAACCCGGAAAACAGCCAGGUUUCUACAAAAGAAGCAGGAAAAGCAAUGGUGAGGGAACUCGUUCAUAAUUUCCUGAUGGAUCUUUGCUGUUCACUUAAGCAUGGGAUUAAUUUUUAUGAUGCAUCUUUUGGUACCUUCGGCAGAGGUGGAAACCUGACACUCUUACAUUUCUUGCUGGGUUUGAAAACUGCAGCAGAUGAUGAGCUGGUGGCCGACCUUGUGGUGAACAUCCUCAAAGUGUGCCCUGACUUACUGAACAAAUAUUUCAAGGAAGUAAUGUUUUCCUUUCUCCCACGAGUGAAGUCCACUUGGUUAAAUAAUAUCAAACUACUAAACAAGAUCUAUGAGGCCCAGCCAGAGAUUUCCCGGGCGUUUCAGACCAGAGAAUUUAUCCCCUUGCCUCGGCUCCUAGCGAUGGUGAUGGUGACCACUGUGCCCCUGGUGUGCAAUAAGAUCAUGUUCACUCAGGCAUUAAAUCUGGACAGCAAGGCGGUGAGGGACAUGGCUUUGUCCCUUAUUUCCUUCAUUUUGAAGAGAGCAUUAAAAACUGUUGACCACUGCUUGAAUAAAGAGGCCUGGCAAGACUCAGGCGUGUACACGACUGGAAUGAUGGAGGAAUUUGUGCAGUUAUUCAGAGAAGCCCUGAGCAAGAUUUUGCCAGACCUAAACACUAUCGUGUGGGUCUGGCAAUCACUUAAAAAGCAAGAAACCAAACAAGAUGACGAGAAAGGGAAGAAAAGAGGUGACAAGCCACUGGCUGCCCAUGAGACCCAGCUGUGCGAUGAUGCAGAAACCAUUCUUUUGAAAGCUGUUCUGCUCCAGGUCAUAUGCCUCUACCAGAAGGUAGUCCCCCAUGUCAUCCUACAGUACAACUUUGACUUCAGCAAGCUCCUGAAAGGCGUCAUCUCUGAGCCGGGCCUCCACAAGGAGGUGCCGCCCAUCUUGCAGCACCACAUGCUGAAGGUGGCCCUGGAGCUGCCGGCCAACAAGUUUCUGUGGUUAAAGGCACAGGAAGGCCCAGAUGCAGAAAUUAUUGGAGGUGAACGAUCAGUGUUUUACUUAUUGAUGAAAAUGUUUGUGACCAGUAGCCAUUUACAACUGAAGUCAUCAACCAAACUUCUGAUCAUGAAGAUUCUACGGGAUACGGGGGUGUUUGAGCACACCUGGAAGGAGCUGGAACUCUGGCUGGAGCACUUAGAUAACACUGUGGAAGAGAAUAGAGAGACCGUGAUUCAGUUUCUGGAACGCAUUUUGUUGACAUUGGUGGCACAUCCUUAUACAUACACAGACAAAGCAUCUGACUUUGUCCAGGAAGCGAGCACACUGCAGGCUGCUGUGAUGAAGCAGGAUGCUGACGAUGUCAGCAUUCCCAUUUCCCACAUUGAUGAUGUUCUCGACAUGGUGGACGUCCUGGUGGAGGGCACCGAAGGCUUGGAUGAGGAAAUCGGGUUCUUAUUAAAUGAAGACAUGAUCCUACUCACGUUCCCAUUUAGUGCUGUGGUCCCUGCGGCCCUGGAAGCCAGGAAUAAGUUGCUACUUGGGACAGAAAAUGAAGCAGUGGAAAGCAUCGUGGCAUAUCUGACAGCAGUGCUGACCGACCUCCUCCACACUCAGAGGGACCCCCUGGCUCUAUGUCUCCUGCUCCAGGCUUAUGACAAAUUUGAGCCUCCAUACCCACCUUGCUGCCAUCAGCUUUCCCGGUUUAACAGAUACUACAGCCUCUGGAUCCCAGAACAAGCCCGAGAGGCCUGGGUGAGUCAUGGCUGUGGCGGCCUCUCGUCUUCUGCUCCUUCCUCCGCCUCUUCCUUCACCACCCUGCUGCAGGUGGCCUAUGAGAGCCAAGCCCUCCGGGACGAGGGUGUCCAGGUGCAGCUGCAGGCUGCUGUCCCACAACUCCCCAUGCCCCAGGUCCUGCGUGCAGUGAAGCAGGUGCUGCUCUACCUCAGGAGCACCGUGGAGAACUUCAGCAAGCUGGGCAAAAGUGUGGGCCUGCCUCUCCUGCAGCUCUUCUUGGAGUUCCUCAGACUCCUGGUUCUCCAUUGUGAGCAGCUCGAUAUCCAGAACCGGCAGAAAUGUGAGGCUGCCCAGGCCGAAUCUGACCUCUUUCUGGACAUGGAGUCUGUGGCUUCACUGGAGUUGGCCAGUGACCAGACACUGGAGGAGGUGCUCGUGGCCGUCCUCAGGCACCCCACACUGGAGAGCUGGUUCCUGGCCCUGGAGCGGCAGGCCCUCCCCCCGCACACCCUCAGCCCCAUCCUCGUGAAGCUCCUGGCCACCCACAUUAGUGCAGGGGUCCUUCAACUGCUGAUGGUGAUCGCCCCGAUCCUCCAGAACAUCGAUCAGCUGGGCCUUCUGGCCAGGUACUCAGAGGCCAUCACCCAAAGCAUGUUAAUAGAGCUGCGAACCAGGAAGGCAGGCUCAGCCACAUCGCCACCAAGGACCCCGCCACAGCUGGAGGCCUUGCAGGAGCUACAUAUGUACAUGGAGGGCACUCAGCUCCGUGAGGUCACCCUGGCCCUGCUGAGCCUACCUGAGGCCCACUUGGUGACCCAGCGAUCCACCAAGGCCCCCAGGAAAGAGAGACAGCUGAACCCCCUCGGGAAGACGCUGGUGCAGUUGCUGACCAGCAGCCCCCAGGAUCAGCUGCAGAGUGGCGAGCUUUUGUGGUCCUCCGAGUACGUGAGAGGCCUGGGAGCUCUGCUGCCUGCACUGGCUGUGGGUGAGCUGGACACCGUGCUCCUCCACACUCUGCAAAGAGACCCUGUGCUGGCCCCCGCAGUUAGGGCUGACCUGCUUGACUACUGCCUGGCCCAGCGCACGCAGGCAGCCCUCGGUGUCGCCUCCCUGCUCCUCCAGCAGAGCUGCACCCAUCUCCUGUGGUUUGAGCAUUGGUGCCUGCAGGCUGGCCCGGGACUUGACUUGCAGGGGGACCUGGACGACUUCCUCCCCCUUGUCCACGUGUAUCUCCAGUACAGGAUGCAGGGCCAUUUCACUCGCCCAGCAGGAGUGUCCUCCACUGUCAUUCCUGUCUUGAGGAAGGCCCUGUGGAGACAGCUGCAGAACAAGCUUCUCAGUGCUGAUGGUCCCCCAGAGUCUGGGCUGCAUCAGGAGAUCCUGGCCCAGCUGGUCCCGUUUGCAAGAACCAAAGAUCUCCGUGUCCUCAUGGACUGCUUGCCCAGCUUGCUUCAGACUCCAAGCAGUCACAAGAGGUGGAUGGUGGCAGAUUCUGUUUCAGCAGCUCUGGAAGGGUCAGCAGAAGAACUGUGUGCCUGGAGAAGGAACCUUCUGGAGUCCUGUAUCAAGUGGCUGAUUGGGUCUUUCAGUGGUGGCCAGCAAGACAGUGACCAUAAUCAACUUCAGGAGAAGCAAAUGCUGCUCAGAUUAAACGAGUUGUUGCAUGCACUUAAUGAAGUUGAUCCUGGUGAUUGGCAGAAAUUUGUGAAGACAGGACUCAAAUUUCGGUACCAGGACCACACAUUUUUAAAGACCCUUCACACUGCCAUACAGCUCCUGUAUCACCCAGAAAGCUCCGUGCGCACGAAGCUCACGCAGCUCCCAGUAGUCCAUAUGAUGCUCACCCAGCACUCUCUAUUUUUGCCAACUCUCCUGAAGUCUGAAGAGGAGGAAAGCCUGGACAGUCAAGUGAAAGAAGUGCUGGUGGACCUGAUGUCGACAGUGGUGAAGAUGUGCCCCUCUGUCUGUGAGAACAGCCACUUUGCAGUGCUUCUCGGGGCCUACAGCGCCACUCUCAGCGUCUUGGACCAGAAGAUUUUACUUUUGCUUCGAGAGUAUGAGCAGAACAAGCUCAGCCUCAUCAACUUCAGGGUGCUGCUGUGGGGCCCGGCGGCCGUGGAGCAUCACAAAACGUGUCGGAGCCUGGGCAAGUCGCUGUGGCAGCAGCCGAGUGUCGGGGACAUCCUCCGCCUGCUGGAUCGGGACCGAAUGAUGCAUACCAUCUUGCACUUCCCUCAGAAGCGGAGGCUGCUACCCCCUGAGGACACACAGGAGCCAAUAUUCAGAGACAAGAGCAUGGUGGAUCUUGACGGCCUAUAUGACCCCUGCUUUCUCCUUCAACUCUUCAGUGAAUUGACCAGGCCAGAGUUUGUGGUAGAUUGCCGAAAAUUUUUGGAUUCAAAUGCUCUUGGCCUAACCGUAGCAGCCCUCAGCAGCUAUGACCCACAGAUGCGAGCCACGGCCUACCACGUCCUGGCAGCCUACUACUCGCACUUGGAAGGAGCGCGGUUCCGAGAACAGUCUCAGCUACUUUACCUGUUGGAUGUAGUCCGAAAUGGGAUUCGAACUAAGAACAUGAGACUCACUUUUACCUUGUCUCUCUUCAUUGCCAAAGCAGCCCUACAGAUUUUGAAACCAGAGGAGCACAUGUAUUUGAAGAUCAGCAAGUUCCUGUUGUCACACGAGUACUUGAAUAUGGACAAAGUGCCGGGCUUCUACCAGUUCUUCUACAGCUCAGACUUUGAGCAAAAAGUCGAGCAGGAGUGGGUGUUUGGUGUCCUGCGGCAGGGAAUCCGUGACAAACACUGCUACGAGCUGUAUGCCCGGCGAGGCAUCUUCCACAUCAUCCUGUCCUUCUUCUACAGCCCGCUGUGUGACCAAGUGGCACAGAAUUGGAUUCUGGAAAUUCUACAGAAUGCUGCCCAGGUUGCCAAAUCUGCCUAUGAAAUCAUACGGGACUACAGCCUUUUAACAUGGAUUUUGCACAUCCUUGAGAGCAAAUUUUUGGAGACUCCACUGCUGUCUAAAGUGAUCUCCUUGCUGCACACACUGUGGUUGACCAACCUGGGGGACAAGGGCGUGGAGCGGGAGAGCCAGUCUCCUUGCCAGCCUGGCUCCCAGGAGCCCCCCAAGCUGCUUGCCCUGCACUUGGUCAACGAAUUCUUCUAUGUUCUUGUCGUACUCAUGAAGCACCUGAGGCCCACCUUGGCCUCUGCCCAGCUGAUUGCCUUCUUCAAGACACUUGACUCUGUGCUGAGAUACCGGGCCACCGUCAUACAGGCCUUCAAGGACAUGGACCGAUUCACUGUGAAUGAGACAGUGCUUUCCACCAAGGACGUCCUUGUCCUCUUGCAUAAAUGGAGCCUCAUUGAAAGAGACCUCAGACUCCAAGAAGAUCUGACAGCAGCCAUUGAGAAAUGCCAGGCCAAGGAGCUAAUAAAAAUGCUCAAGGAUAAGAACAAGCCUUUCAUGCCACCCCGAGCCAAAGGCCCACGGAACCGAAAGAGGAGGCCUGGGGAAGCGGAGAUGAUGGCUGACCCUGAGCUAGAGGCUUCUACCUUGGAGGCAUGCAGGGGCCUCCUGAGGUCCAUACUGACCCACUGGGGGCCAGUGUUCCCCAGCCCUGAGUCCUCUCAGAAGUCCACAGACUCUGCCAGCUCUGAGAGUGAUGCGCCAGGCCCUGUAUGUGCAGCCGCUUCCCUGACAGUCAGCUGGGUGCUGCGGUCAGUAGCUGAGUGUCUGCUUAGCAGGACAGAGGCUGCAGGACUCCUUGGCUGGCUUAAAAGCCACAUUUUGCCAUACCCAGUAGUCGUGGCUGACCUUCUUAAGGACAGUGCCGUGAGGAGCAGCAUAUUUAAGCUGUAUAGCCAACUCUGUGGUGCCGAGAGACUGUCAGGGCCCUCGCAGGGUGUGGCCUGCCUGUUCAACACGGUCAUGCUGCAGCUGCUGGCUGCCCAGGGUUGGGCAGGGAGCCCCCUCCACCAGGCAGUGGAAGCGCUCUGCCUUUCUUCUCUGAGUGAGAAGGAUGAAGCCACGCGAGCCUCUGCAGCGUUCCUGGUGUCUCUCUACAUUAAGGACAUCUGGCUGGGAGCUCAGCAGCCAGACACCCUCUUAGCCCAUGUCCAAAUGGUCUGUGAGGCUGCAGACAGUACACCAAGUGGUAAAGAGGAGGCCAUCGCUGCACUCUGCAAGGACGUCGCCACCACAGCCUCAGAUGCUGGACUCCUCCCAGCCUGAUGACCAGUGCCUCCAGCACCAGUUCUAGAAGUUUGGUUGAGUUGAGCGUUUCCAGUGAAGGCAUGUGAAAUGACAGGCUCAGUACAUCGGCUCAGUUCUCUGACAAGGAAAGCUGAGAGGACUCUAUUUGUCCAGUAAAUAAUAAAUGCAGGGGUCUAUGUAUACCAAGUCAUCAGAGUCGCAGUAAGCAAGGGGACUUCCAGGCCACAAGGCUCAUCAUCAAGCCUUCAGUUAGGUGAGUCCCUUCCUCUCUGGGGCCUUGUCAUUCUUUCAAGGAAAUAGAGCUCAAGGAGAGCUGACACUCACGAAUAUGAAGGGGACUUGUGGACAUCAAAGCUGAAGUGUCAAAAGAUAUGGCAGAUAUUUUGUGAUGAGUGUGAAGAGAGAUGUAAAGUUUUUGUUUUCCUAUGAAAGGUUGUAAUGGUGUUUAAUUAUGGCUUUUAAAAUUAGUCUGCUAGUGUUUGUUAAUUAUUCUAUAAAAUAAAAAAUGUUACACUAAAUCCUUAAAGUAUAAAGAUUAUUUGACCUCUGCUCUGGGAAGAUAACCUACUUUUUUAAAAUGUUUCAAAGAGGGGGUUUUGAAUUUUGUAAUCUUUUUAAAAUAAAUGUUUACUUUUGUAA